This is a messenger RNA of Colletotrichum phormii, 1535 nucleotides long. RefSeq names its product methyltransferase. Bases 130 to 1041 code for a protein of 303 amino acids. The transcript has 3 exons. NCBI's taxonomy places the organism in Eukaryota, Fungi, Ascomycota, Sordariomycetes, Glomerellales, Glomerellaceae. The record is from RefSeq and is a predicted model, not a curated record.
CAUUGCGUGUAAGUCGGAGACGAGAGAAAGUUAUAUAAACUCGCAACGUACUCGUAAAGGUCCUUUCCACCUAGUCAUACCCCAUCAUACCCUCCCAUCCAGAAUCAUCUUCCGAAUCCUGAAUCAAACAUGGCCGAACAAAAAGAGGAUAAGUGGUCAUCCGAGGUAAGCCUUAUCAGCUCAAGUAUCAAUCAGCCAUCUUCGCCAGCCUUAGACUCAAAAAAUACCCAGGCCUACCAGCACUCCGCCUCCUUCGUACCCAAGCUGGCGACCAAGGUGGUCCAGUGGCUCGACGUGCAAAAGGACGAUGUCAUCCUCGACGUCGGCUGCGGUGACGGCAUCCUCGAUGUCGAAUUCGGAAAAGUCCUCUCCCAAGGAAAAGGCUCCCUCCACGGCAUCGACGCCUCCCCAGGCAUGAUCUCCGCCGCCAAAAAGGCCGUCUCAGCAGCAGGCCUCUCAAACUGCGAGUUCGAAGUCCUCGACGCAACAAAAACCACUACAUCCUCAACACCCACCCUACACACCCCAACCUUCACAAAAGCCUUCUCCAACGCAGCCCUCCACUGGAUCCUCCGCCCCCCAGGCUCCCACAUCCCCGUCUUCACCGCCAUCCGCGACGCCCUCCUCCCGGGUGCCACCUUUGCCCUCGAAAUGGGCGGUCUAGGCAACGUAGCCGAGAUGCGCACCGCCAUCGUCAUGGCCGUCGCGCGGUGCGUGGGGAUAGAGAAGGCCGUCGCCGUAGACCCCUGGUUCUUCCCCGACGAGGAGUGGAUGAAGACGAUACUCGAGAAGGAAGUCGGUGGGUGGGAGGUGUUGAAAGUCGAGAGGGAGUGGAGGCCUACGACGGCGGAUAAGGGCGGCGUGGAGGGGUGGGUUAGGUUGAUGGGGAAGGAGCUGUUGGAUGCUGUGCCGGAGGAGGGCGGGCAGAGGGAGGAGGUUGUUAGGGAGAUUGUGGAGGUGUUGAGGCAUGUUUGUAGGAUUCCGGGGGAUGGAGAGAUGAUUAGCUAUGUGAGGUUGCGGUGUCUUGCGAGGAAGCUUUAGAUUGAGAGGCUGGGUGGGUAUGUGUCUGGUGAUGGGAACGAGAAUUAGAGAAGUGUGUAGACGCUGGCUCGGCACUUCUGUUGCCAAUCAUCCCCUACGUAUAAAACGCGUUCACUCUUGAAGGACCAGAACGACAGGAAAACACACCACUUGCAAUGGUUACAAGUGGAAAGGUUUUCGGUGGGAGGGGUCAUCAAAGGCAAGAGGCCAGGGGCAACGAGACCAACCUCGAACGUCUCUUUCUUACAAAAGCUGCCCAAGGACACUCACCAUCUCGUUCGCUCCACCUCGCUUCGGCUCGAACGUAUUCGUUACGAACAGUCACGUCCUACCGAGGGCUACCUAGUCAUGGACAUUUAAUUCAAACAAGUGCUUUAAGUUAUAGCACCAAGGCUGCCUUGGCCUGCUGGUGUUAAAGUAGAGCUUUCCGAGAGAAACCUGUGGUUUACCUAUCCUGAGCUCGCCUCUACCUGGGCACUGGCCCAUUACCUACU